GUUAGGAGGGUUGAUGGUGAUGACGAUAAUGGGGCAGGGAUAUUGGGAUUGGGGAUGAGGGCGCAGAUGGUGCAGCAGAGGCAGAUGCAGAUGCAGGGGCAGGGGCAGGUGCAGGUGCAGCAGAGAGCCGUGUUUAGGAAGGUGGAGGAACCGAGGGAGCAUCUCAUUGCGCGGACGGUCGUGAAUGAUUGUUUGGAGAAGGGGAAGGAUUGUGUGGAUCUGAGCGGCGGAAACAUGCGCACCAUCCCCCCGGGCCUCCUGCGCCCUCUCCAACACCUCACCAAACUGCCCACAAUCAAAGAACCCCCCAUUAGCGAAGAAGUCUACAGCUCACUCGAACCCUUCCUCCGACUCUUCCUCGCAGGCAACGCCCUCCACAGCAUCACAUCCGAGCUCUUUGAGCUCGACACCCUCCGCGUCCUCAGCCUCCGCAACAACAAACUCACCCAGAUCCCACCCGCGAUCCGCAAACUGACCAUGCUCCAGGAGGUCAACCUCUCGGUGAACCGCCUGCACCACCUCCCCUGGGAACUCCUCUUCCUAAUCAAAAAGGGCGAUCUAAAGCACCUCACCGUGCGCCCCAACCCGCUCCUCCAAAUCGAAGACCCGGGUACAGAUAUCGCGCAUUGGCAUAUCCCGUCCGACGAGCUCAAGUCCUGUAUAUAUGACGGUCCCGCCCCAGAGGAAGCCUGGGCGCCUGUCCACGUCGCGACGGGCCCGGUGACACGGUACAAUGCGGAAGGCGUAACACUCGACCCGACGGACUCAGUCUCCGAAACGCGGGUCCCGUCCCUGCGCGAGGUCUCGUUGCUCUCAUUCAGCAGGUCAUCCUAUUUCGACCUCAUCCCGGACGAGGAGAUGGCGGAUUACCCGGCGCUUAUGUUGAGGCUGUUGCGCGCGGCCAGGGAGGUGCGUGCUGCCGGGGGCCGGUCUUGUUCGGUCUGCCAUCGCGGGUUUGUUCUUGCGAGGACGGAGUGGAUCGAGUGGUGGGAUUGCAGUACGUAUGAGAAUGGGCUGAAGGGGCCCAGGGCUUCCGGUGAGUUGUUGCGGCCGUUGCCGUUUCGGAGGUUCGGGUGUAGUGUGGGGUGUGUGCCUGGUGGUAUUUAAUUAGGUGUGAGUGCGUGUGCUGGGGAUGGGGGAGUGUUGUAUAUAUGUAUGGUGUUGGUGUUGGGAGUGGAGUGUAUAUUAAUUGUCCGAUUUCCGAUUCGAUAUAGAUAUUUUUAUGCAUAUAGAGGGAGG
Molecule: messenger RNA, 1239 nt
Organism: Aspergillus heteromorphus CBS 117.55
Lineage: Eukaryota; Fungi; Ascomycota; Eurotiomycetes; Eurotiales; Aspergillaceae
Product: leucine-rich repeat domain-containing protein
Exons: 2
Coding region: 235-1107 (290 amino acids)
Molecular function (GO): protein binding
Source: RefSeq, a predicted model, not a curated record